AUGCCUUUCCCCAUCGUAUACCCCAAGCAAGACGGCCCUGGCCGCCUGCUCGAGCUCUGCACGUUCCGAAAGAGUAGCCUCCCCGACAAAGAGUGGAACGAAAUCUUCUACGACACGACGGGAAUCUCGCUCACCUUCCCUAUUUCAAGGCAAUCCCUCUACGCCUCUCAGAUCGAGGACCCCCAGAUCGCCGUUCUCAUCGCAGACUGGACCUCGGCAGAGGAGAAGGACAUAUUCGAGCCAAGUGAACGCUAUCAGAGCAUCAAGCCCGCGUUUGGCAAGCUCAUCGACACGACAAACCCUUCUUUCACUUGCCACCACCUGAUCCUUCCUGGCGCGGCGAAGACACCUGCUAGCCCCUUCCUAUCCGCUUCCCAUAUAAGGAUACCCGCCAAAAAGCAAGACGCAGCCGCCGUCGCUUUUGAGGAAUACCUAAGCUCUGGAACCGCCCUCGAUGGCCUAGAAUACCUCGUCGUGGCGCCCUCGCGCGAGGACGCCAACACGAUUGUCUGUAUUGUCGGGACUAGGGAUCCUGAGGCCGCGAAAGCGGUUGGCGCCACACUGGAGCACGAUAAGCUUAAGGACGCACUUGAUGCGCUAAAAGAAUCUGGUAGCAAAUACAUGGCCAAGGUGAUCAGCGCCAAGGACGCCAAUCCGCAGGCGUUACCGGCGCCCUGA
Messenger RNA from Scedosporium apiospermum, 678 nucleotides. RefSeq lists its product as uncharacterized. The record is from RefSeq and is a predicted model, not a curated record. Lineage: Eukaryota; Fungi; Ascomycota; Sordariomycetes; Microascales; Microascaceae. Bases 1 to 678 code for a protein of 225 amino acids. The transcript has 4 exons.